Molecule: messenger RNA, 1137 nt
Organism: Prunus avium (sweet cherry)
Lineage: Eukaryota; Viridiplantae; Streptophyta; Magnoliopsida; Rosales; Rosaceae
Source: RefSeq, a predicted model, not a curated record
UUUUUGAGUGAUUUCCGAAAAUAUGGAAGGUGAACCUAUUGCUAUUCCCGAAUUCUUGCAGGAAUGCCCAAACGUUUCUACUUCAGGAGUCUCUAGCAACCUGCAGGAUGAUACAAACGCAGCAGUAACUGAGCUUGCUACUAGAGAACCGUCAAAUUCCCAAUAUACCUUAGCUGAGAUGCUACAGAGUCCUCGUGCGACUUCACCAUGGGAUGGUAAUUAUGUUGCGGAUAAAUACCGCAACAUUAUUCAGGACGUCAUUGAGGAGCUUUCUGCAUUGGUGAAACCUCCUUGUGUUGGCCGUUUGACACUUGAUGACAUAUACAUCGUUAAUGAUCGAGCAAAGAUCAACAUCAAUAUUCUAAAUCCAUCCAAUACAGAGAAUUUGCCAACCUAUAGGGACGAAUUUAGAACUUUGGUUACGAAAAUACUUGGGAGCGAUAAUAGUACAAGUGUGGAGCUGAAACACUUUUAUCACAUGGUUGACAAAACGCAGGUGGCUUUGGGUGAUUUAUUGCAUCAUCCUCUACUCAUGUCGUCUAAUGAGAGACUUUAUUUCCCCAUUGAUGCCAUCCCGGAACUUCAAAGUAAGACAGGGGAUGCUUGGAAGGGUACAUACAACGACGGCAAGAAGAUUGACAUUGAAACAACGAUUGUAACGUCCACAUGUGAUCCAGCUUUUAAGUCCUUUUAUGAGAAAGACAAAGCUAAAUAUCCGGAUAAUGCACUGGGAGUGCUUGAUUACUCAAGAGACAUAAUCAGUCACCCAAAACAAAUUAAUUCGGAAAAGGUUUUGGAAGAAGGGCUUACUUCAUUGUUCCCCAAACGGCUCACAUAUUUAUAUGAUUUCUUACGUGGCAAAGGUAUUAGGAUGCAGUCCAUAAUACAGAGUAGGAGAGCAGAAUCUUGAUGAUGAUUAUGUGCAUCUGAUCCUAGCUUAACGAGGCAGCACCAAAAAGAAGUUUCAAGCUUGUUGCAACUAAAUUUGUGUAAUGUAUUGUUUGUGGUAGUAUUUAUAAAUUGGAUUUUAGUCGAUUGCAUGUACAAGGGGCAAUUUAUACUUGAUGCUUAUUUACAUGUAGUAAAAUGAUGGGUGUGCAUUGGAGACACAAAUUUGAAUAUCCUGUGAACUUUGUA